UCCGUUCAUACCAGCUAGACUUGUUGUAUAUAUACAAACCACAAAUUCGGAAGAAAUAAAUAUACUCAUUAAUUAAACAAUCAAUCAAAAGCGAACAAAUUAAAAUAUCUCCGGCGAAAGAAACAGGAAAAUGGCGGCGGAGAGAUACGGAGAAGAAAUAACAGGAAUAAUCCCAUUCCAGGAAAUAGAAUACGCCGCCGCCGCUGAUUUCGGGAUUGUGGAUUUCAUGGAUAACGAUUUGGAUCACCUCAUUCAACUCGUCCAGGUUCAGAAUCAAGUCUUCUAUCUCGACACCGACGACGCCGCCGCCACUUUUGUUAACGGCCACCUUUACCCGACAGAACCUCCGCCUCCGCCGCCGCCGGAAAAUCAUCAAUUGUUCGUUUCUUUCGACGACGCUGCAAAUACGAGCGGCCAAUUUGCUAAUAACACUAUUAAUACAGUGAACAAUCAGUUUCAAAACGACGUCGUUUCAGGGGAAAGGGAUGAUGACGACGAUGAUGAUAACGAUGACGUCAUUUACGGGGAAGAGGAGGAGGAAUCGUCGGAAACCACCACUAAUACGUCGGAGAAGAAGCAGAAGAAGGGCGGUCAUAAGUCCGACCGAACAAAGACGUUGAUUUCGGAGAGACGGCGGCGUGGCAGGAUGAAGGAGAAGCUCUACGCCUUGCGUGCAUUGGUCCCUUAUAUUACAAAGAUGGACAAAGCGUCAAUAGUCGGGGAUGCGGUGUUGUACGUGCAAGACUUACAAAUGCAGGCGAAGAAGCUAAAAUCUGAGAUUGCUGGACUCGAGUCUGAAGUGAAUAAUAAUAAUAACAAUAACAAUACCAAUACCAAUACCAAUAGUAAGUAUCAAGGGAGCUGUGUUCACAAUUCCAACAAAAGCAAUGCUACAACUAAUUCCCAUCCAACAAUCAAGAAGAUUAUUAAGAUGGACGUAUUUCAAGUGGAGGAACGAGGUUUUUACGUGCGAAUAGUGUUGAAGAAAGGCAAAGGUGUUGCUGUGUUGAUAUACAAGGCCAUUGAAUCCAUUACCACCUUCAAUGUUCAAACCUCCAAUUUGGCUGCUGAUUCCGACAAUUAUAUCUUCACUUUCACUUUGAAUAUUCGAGAAGGAGGUGAUGAGGUGGACAUGAACUUGGCAUGUUUGAAGCUGUGGGUUGCCAGCCUUUUUCUAAAUCAAGGAUUUGAAUUUGAAACAUUGACUUAGCCAAUGGCUAAUUUUGACUUUAGUUCAAGCUUCUUGUCUUUAGUGUAUUUAGAGUUCUUUUUUUC
Molecule: messenger RNA, 1275 nt
Organism: Erythranthe guttata (spotted monkey flower)
Lineage: Eukaryota; Viridiplantae; Streptophyta; Magnoliopsida; Lamiales; Phrymaceae
Product: transcription factor FER-LIKE IRON DEFICIENCY-INDUCED TRANSCRIPTION FACTOR
Biological process (GO): regulation of DNA-templated transcription
Cellular component (GO): nucleus
Molecular function (GO): DNA-binding transcription factor activity; sequence-specific DNA binding; protein dimerization activity
Source: RefSeq, a predicted model, not a curated record